CCAUUGCAAUUUUGGAUUACGGUCACAUGUCGAGCGCUGUGCGAAACGCGAGCAGGUUUCGAACAUCAAGGUUUAUUUACACAUCAUCUGGAGAAUGCUGCGCUGGUCAUACCACGGAAGGUAAACCAACGGGGAGAGCUAAUAUCGCACCAGUUAACACAUAAUCAUCAUCAUCAUCGACGUGGACGUGAAGAUCAAAAUAAAGCACGACAGAUUGAACGCGGUGUUUUCGACGAAGAGAACAGUGAUGAUGAAGUACCUCAUCAUCGUCGUAUACGACGCAGUCCUGGGAUCAACGGUGACACAGAAGAUGGAACAUUACACUAUCAUGUCGACGUCGAGGAUCAGACGUUGCAUUUGGAACUGGAACCAUCAACGGAAUCGUUCGUAGCGCCUUUAAUGGUAGUGGAGCGCCACCGGCGAGACCUACGCACCCGAGCACGUCCCAAGAAGCACAUCAACAGCUGUCACUACCAAGGACACAUCCGAGGUCAUGAGCACUCCCGAGUGGCCCUGUCCGCCUGCAAUGGGCUGACCGGUUUUCUGCGGACCAACAAGACGGAAUAUUGGAUAGAGCCGUCGAAGAAUCAUUCUCCGUCGGACAAGUUCGGGCAUCCCCAUGUUCUAUUCAAACGUGCUGACGUUAAAGAGGUCAGAGAUAUUCGUGCGAAGCCAACCAAGAAAAAGAAGAAGAAACGGAAGCGUCGCCACGCGAGUAACUGCGGCACUAAGGAACCCCGCCGGGUAACGGAAACCCGCCUGGAGUGGCAACACCAAGGAAAGGUGAUUGUACAGGGCGGACGGAAAAGUCGUGACCUGCCGACGACCAUGGCUGUCAGUCCAGUGACCGGAUCCAAGAAGCGUAUCAAGCGAUCGAUCAGCACUCCACGACACGUGGAAGCAUUGGUCGUGGCCGAUCACUCGAUGGCACAGUUCCACCAGGACGCCGAUCUUCAACAGUAUUUACUCACGAUCAUGAACAUGGUUUCGUCCCUCUACCGGGAUCCAACCAUCGGCAACUCAAUCCAGGUGACAGUUGUGCGAAUAAUAAUUCUUGAAGAGGAGGAAUCGCACGCGGAUUUCAACGUGACGCACAUCGCCGCCAAUACGUUGGAAAAUUUCUGCAGGUGGCAGCGAAGCUUGAACCCAAAAGACGAGAACGAUCCCCAUCAUCAUGACGUGGCGAUUUUGGUCACACGGAAGAAUAUCUGCUCGACGCACGGCUGUUCCACCCUGGGCGUCGCCAACGUGGGCGGUAUGUGUCGUCCGGACAAGUCAUGCAGCGUCAACGAAGACAACGGGAUAACCCUGGCUCACACGAUUUCCCACGAGCUCGGCCACAACUUUGGGAUGUACCACGAUACGGCGAAAACGGGCUGCGAUCACCGAAUAGGGCCAAUAUUGCACAUCAUGACUCCCAGCUUCGAGGCUGAUACCAUGCAGGUUUCCUGGUCUAACUGCAGUCGACGGGAUAUCACGCAUUUCUUGGAUCUCGGUCUCGGUAAAUGCCUUGAAGACGCCCCCAGUCAGCAGGAAACGUACAGCUACCCGGACCUCCCGCCCGGUGCCAUGUACAAUGCCGAUUUCCAGUGUCGCCUGCAGUUCAACUCGACGGACGAGGAGAUGACCGUUUGCUCCAAACUGGACGAAAUCUGCGUACAGCUGUGGUGCUUGGUGGACGACGUCUGCAUGACCAUGAUGCGACCUGCUGCCCCUGGGACUCACUGCGGCAAACGGAAGUGGUGCCAAAACCAACAGUGUGUAGACGUUGAGGAUCCACCGCCACCGGUAGAUGGAGGCUGGGGUGAGUGGAAUACUUGGAGCGAGUGCUCUCGAGAGUGCGGAGGUGGAGUUGCCAAACAAACACGCGAAUGCGAUCAUCCUUCGCCUGCAAACGGUGGAUUGUUUUGCAUAGGCGAGCGUGCCCGGUACAAAACCUGUAAUACCGAUCCAUGUCCGAAAGAAGUCCCAUCGUUCCGGGCACAACAAUGCUCAGAGCACGAUAACGACACCGUCAAAGGCGAAAAGUACACCUGGCUGCCGUACUUUGAUAGAAACGAACCAUGCGAACUGUACUGCACCAAUUCGGAGGAUACCAUCAUUGUUCCAUUUGGGGACACGGCAGCGGACGGGACGCCAUGCAACGUAGGGACCAACGACAUGUGCAUCGGCGGUAUCUGUCGUAGGAUUGGCUGCGAUUGGGUAGUUGAUUCCAACACUACUGAAGAUCAGUGUGGAGUGUGCGGUGGCAAUGGAGACAGUUGCACGGUCAUUCGAGGAAAUUUCACCAAGAAGGUCAACAUGAGUGAAGGAUACUACGAAGUGCUACAAAUACCGACGGGAGCAAGAAACAUUCUGGUGGAAGAGAUAAACCCAUCGAAGAACUUUAUCGGGGUCGGUCGUGUCAACAGUAAAGAGUAUUACCUGAACGGAAACCGAUUUAUCCAGCUACCAGGCGAGUAUGAAAUGGCCGGCAGCCUCGGACUGUACGAGCGAGAAGACGAACUGGAACGGGUCAAGAUUCCGGGACCGAUCACCGAUGAUAUUACCAUAUCGGUGAUCAUGAAGAAGAAAAACAACCACGCCGGAAUUCGUUACGAGUAUACGCUGUCGUCGAACGCUACUAGAAGCCAUUCGCCGUAUUACUGGAAGCUGACCGAUUGGAGCCUAUGUUCGGUGACCUGUGGCGGAGGCAAGCAACAUCGAGAUUCUAUAUGCUAUCACCGUGGGGAAGGUAUGGUGGACGACAGCUUCUGUGAACAGAACGCUCAUAACAAACGUCACGAGCGAGUAUCACGUGAUUGCAACGAAGAUCCUUGCCCUGCAAACUGGUGGGUUGGUCCAUGGCAGUUGUGCUCGGUGACGUGUCGUAAACCGGGUGAACCCGGAGCUGUACGCAAGCGAUCCAUACUGUGCGUCGAUUCAAGUAUGAAUGCUUUGCCGGAUAGUCGAUGCGAAGGGAAAAGUCGUCCUGCUGAUAGCGACCUCUGUCCUGGACGGCUUCCGCUUUGUAAGGGGCUGAUCGACAGCCAGAUUCUGGUGGAAGAUAUCCCACCGGAGUUUGAAGAGAAUAACGUCAUCUGAAAUCGACGAGUGCCAAGUGCAAAAUGCUGUUUAACAGUUUGUAUUAUGUUAUAUUAACAUUUUAUCCAUUUACGUAGACGAAAAGCAAUAGGUUAUUCAGAAGCUGUGUUUUAUGUCACUCAGAACGUACUUACAAUCAUAUGUGAACAAUAAAAGUAUUAUUUUUACAUUCAUCGCAAUCGUGCAUUCUCGUCUCGAAAUGACCGGGUUGCCAGUACAAAGCUAUUUUUAAACAAAACGGAAGAUUUCAAAGUGCAAAAUCCAAGCAAUCAGCAACGACUCGAUUCGUGAAGAAUUAAAACAAAUCGUUAAGUCUACUAUAUUUACUCUGUAUUUAAAUCGUAUUGCUUUAAGAAUAGGUUGUAGAAAUAGCAAGCAUCGUGCAGAACCUAAUUGGUAGUGUUAACAUGUACUUGUUUUAUUAAUAAUCAUAAAAUAAUCUGGAAAGAUGGAAAAGUGCGCAAGAGCAGAACAGAGAAUGAUACUAAACGAUUUUUCGUUAUCCAGAA
Messenger RNA from Aedes aegypti (yellow fever mosquito), 3593 nucleotides. RefSeq names its product A disintegrin and metalloproteinase with thrombospondin motifs 12 (gene AdamTS-B). Gene Ontology annotation, biological process: proteolysis; extracellular matrix organization. Lineage: Eukaryota; Metazoa; Arthropoda; Insecta; Diptera; Culicidae. The record is from RefSeq and is a predicted model, not a curated record. The annotation marks the transcript as partial. The transcript is spliced from 13 exons. Gene Ontology annotation, cellular component: extracellular matrix. Gene Ontology annotation, molecular function: metalloendopeptidase activity.